AUGGACGCAAUCAUUGCUCAGAUUCAAGCCCUCGCGCAAGACACCGAUGAAGCUGGUCGGUUGAACAUCAUUCAGUCUCUGCAAAGAGUGAAAGUUGAACUUCAAUCUCCACAGGACACUUUCAUGGAGCUUGCGGUACCGGGGCUAACGAGUGCGAUGCUCCGAAUUAGUGCAGAUUUGGGACUCCUUCGCUCUCUCGCAAAAAGCGAUGUGUCCUUGACUGUCACGCAAAUUGCGGCGCUGAGCAGAGCGUCUCCUGCAUUCCUAGAGAGAAUCCUUCGUUACCUAGCCGCGACCCACAUGAUUAAAGAGACCGGAAUUAACGAGUACUUUGCAAACAGCAUAACUCAUGUUUUGGCGGACCCUAAGGGUGAGGCCAUGAUAUACCACGGAUUUGACAUGAUUGGACCUGCCGUGCAAGCAAUGCCUGCCUUCUUCGCUGAAAGCAACUAUCAAGAUGUCACCGUCAAUACCAACACUCCAUUCCAGAAAGCCCACAAUACUAAACUCACCUCAUUCGAGUGGCUUGUCCAGCAGCCAAAGCACUUCGACAACCUACAAAAGAUCAUGACUGCACUUCAAGGGUCAGAAUGGACCGAGGGAUUCACUCUUCUUAACGAUGAAGCCCGUAAGGUUCCAUUCAAGGGCUCAUCCACCAUACAGGCUUCGGAGAAACCCUUCUUCGUCGACGUUGGUGGCGGCCAUGGCCAUCAAUGUAUUGAGCUGGGAAAGAAGUAUCCCAAUCUUCUAGGUCACCUUGUUCUGCAGGACUUGCCAGAGGCAGUGAAAAAUCUCGCUCCCAUCGAUGGUGUGAAGGCUGAAGCCUAUGACUUUUUCCAAACGCAGCCUAUCAUUGGGGCCAAGUUCUACUACCUCCGCAGAAUCAUGCAUGAUUGGCCCGACCACAAAGCCGCAACGAUCCUCCGCAAUAUUCGCGCGGCCAUGGGCCCCGACUCGCGGGUCUUGAUUGAUGAUGCUGUGUUGCCGGAUACUGGCGCUAACUGGCAAUCAGCCCUGGCUGAUCUUGCCAUGAUGACCUUUGCUGGUAAAGAGCGGACCAGGCAUCAGUGGGAGUCGCUCGCAGAAAGUGCGGGCUUGCAUGUGGAACAGAUUCAUACAUAUGUCGCUUCAGCUUAUACUGCUAUUCUCGUUUUGGCCGCCCAGUGA
This is a messenger RNA of Penicillium egyptiacum, 1167 nucleotides long. Lineage: Eukaryota; Fungi; Ascomycota; Eurotiomycetes; Eurotiales; Aspergillaceae. The record is from the annotation of a GenBank genome assembly.